AUGGACCCGUUUACGGACAGCCCACGCCAGCGCUCAGACAGCAUGAGCAGCUCGGCAUCUCAGGGCUCGAGGUCCAAGAUGCUCCUUCGCCAGCGUCUGUCCCAGCUGCUCACCUGCAUAGAGGAUAUGAGCUCCGAUGAUGAAGCCAGUGAAGAGGUGUCCCGCACACUGGAUGAGGCGUUCCAGCUCUGUGGACGCUAUAUUCCCACAGAUGCAUUCAGGUUGCACGUAGUGACCUGGAAUGUGGCCACAGCAGAGCCUCCUGAAGACAUCACGUCUUUGCUGCAACUGGAUGUCCAGCCCCCCGCAGACCUCUAUGUGAUUGGCCUGCAGGAGGUGAAUGCUGCGCCAGUGAGGUUCAUCUCAGACCUGUUAGCGGAGGACUCCUGGAGCCACAUUUUCAUGGACACACUGGCACCCAGAGAAUUCGUCAAGAUCACAUCUGUGAGGAUGCAGGGUUUGCUUCUGUUGGUUUUCGCCAAACAAAUUCACCUCCCCUACAUCCAAAACAUCCAGACCACCUACACUCGUACUGGCAUCUUUGGCUACUGGGGGAAUAAAGGAGGGGUGUCGGCACGUUUUUCCUUCUACGGCCACAUGGUGUGCUUCCUCAACUGCCACCUAGCAGCUCACAUGAACUACGCUCUGCAGCGCGUUGAUGAGUUUGAGUACAUCCUGGAGGCACAAAACUUUGACAUCUUUGAUACCCCACAAGUCCGUGACCACAAGGUGGCGUUCUGUUUUGGCGACUUGAACUUCCGUAUCGCAGACCAUGGUUUGCACUUCCUGCGCUCUUCCAUCAACAGUGACCGCCUGAAUUUGCUGUGGUCCAAAGACCAGCUCAUCACAAUGAGGAAGAAGGAACCUUUCCUGCAGGAAUUUGAGGAAGGGCCACUAAACUUUAAACCCACCUACAAGUUUGAUCGAAACUCUGACACCUAUGAUACCAGUGGUAAGAAGAGGAAGCCGGCCUGGACAGAUCGGAUCCUCUGGCGUAUCAAACCCAAAAUUCUGCCAUCAGAAGAUGAUGAUGAGAAUGCAUCAACUUCUACUGAUGACGGACAGGAUGAGUACCCAAUCCUUGUCAGCCAGGAUAAAUACACCAGUGACAUGAGCUACGGAGUCAGUGACCACAAGCCUGUCAUUGCUACCUUCAGUGUGGAGCUGAGGAAGUGCUUUGACACACCAAUGGUGCACGUGUCCCCUGUGGGUGUAUGGAGCGCCGAUCAGGAUGCACUUCUGACCUACACUAUCCAGGAGGACUUCAUGUCCUCUACAUGGGACUGGAUUGGCCUGUACAAGGUGGGAUUCAAGAGUGCAUCUGACUAUCAAACCUUUGUUUGGGUUAGAGAGAAUGAGCUGCCAGAGAUAAAUGAAGUCAUACAGGUAUCUGUGGAUAAGGAUGAGAUCCCUCUGCUAGGUGGACACUAUGUUUUGGGUUACUACAGUACAAACAUGCAAAGCAUCAUCGGCCUCAGUGCUAACUUCCAGAUCCUGGAGUCAAAGCGUGCCGUCAUGGAAGGCCUCGUUCCUGACAACGUAAACGGGAUCAACAAUUAA
Scomber scombrus (Atlantic mackerel) is the source of this 1560-nucleotide messenger RNA. It is a transcript of the gene inpp5kb, whose product is annotated as inositol polyphosphate-5-phosphatase Kb. Lineage: Eukaryota; Metazoa; Chordata; Actinopteri; Scombriformes; Scombridae. The transcript has 12 exons. Gene Ontology annotation, biological process: negative regulation of insulin receptor signaling pathway; phosphatidylinositol dephosphorylation; negative regulation of glycogen biosynthetic process. The record is from RefSeq and is a predicted model, not a curated record. Gene Ontology annotation, cellular component: cytoplasm; endoplasmic reticulum; ruffle. Bases 1 to 1560 code for a protein of 519 amino acids. Gene Ontology annotation, molecular function: inositol bisphosphate phosphatase activity; phosphatidylinositol-3,4,5-trisphosphate 5-phosphatase activity; phosphatidylinositol-4,5-bisphosphate 5-phosphatase activity.